AUGGCUUCAGAGAAAGCAAAAAGAGAAAAUGAUGUUCAUCCUGCUAUUCAUAUAAAAAGUGUUGCUACUGCUCCUGCUGAACAUCAGCCUGUUGUUAAAGUUGGAGGGCUGGAGUUCUCUAGUGGAAUGCAGCAACAGCAAAAAGAUAGUGACACACAAAGGGACAAACAUUCUUUUCAUCAUGUUGAUCAAGGGCUAGGAGGUUUCAAAAUUGAAUCACAUAGAGAAGUAUGUGAAGAAGGAAGAGUUCAUGGAGGGAUUCAUCCUCAAGAAGAAGGUAAUAAGAAAAGAGCCGAGAGAAAAAAACCCGCACUAGCACCAGCUGCUGUGCUAACUGAAAAUCCCGAGGCAAAGGAUUUUGGGACGUCACCGUUACAUGAUGCAAAAGAAUCAGCUAGUCACGGGCAUGGUGUUGGUUAUGGUGUUAGAGGUGGACCUCAGUAUGUUGCUGAUAAGGCUGCAGCUGCUAAGGACAUUGCCAUUGAGAAAGGUGCACAAGCCAAAGAUGCUGUCAUUCAUGGCGCUCAGAUUGGAUCCGAGUAUGUUGUGGACAAGGCUAGAGUUGCAAAGGACACUGCUCUCGAAAAAGGCCAGCAAGCUUAUGGUGCAACUAAAGAUACCCUAUCAGGUGCAGGACAAACAACAAUGCAAUCAGCUCAACAGGUGAAAGAUUACACCCUGCAAAAAACAGGGGAGUCGAAAGAUUAUGCUUCCGAAAAGAGCAAGAAUGCAGCAGGAUACAUCGGGCAGAAAGGCGUCGAGGCAAAAGAUACUACUGUUGAAACAGGGAAAAGUGCAGUAGGGUAUGCAGGGGAAGCAGCAAGAACCGCUGCCGAAAAGAGCAAGAAUGCAGCAGGGUAUGUCGGGAAGAAAGGCAUCGAGGCAAAAGACGCCACUGUGGAAACAGGGAAAAGCACAGUUGGGUAUGCAGGGGAAGCAGCUAAAACCGCCAAGGAUAUGGCGGAAAUGGGAGCUUUUGGUGCUGCACAUUAUACAGCAAAAGGAGCAGCCGCGGCUACAAAAGCCACAGCUGAUGUUGUUUCUAGUGCUGCAGGGUAUGCAGGGGGGAAGGCAGUCGCCGCGAAGGACGCGGUUGCUGGUGCUGGUAAGAGCGCGGUGGAGUAUGCAGGGGACAAAUUGGCUGCUGCUAAAGAUUACGUAGUCUCGGCGGAAGAAGGUGCAGCUGAUUAUGCAGGUAAAAAGAAGGCAGAAACUGAGAGACAACUAGAAGGUAAUUCCAAGCGAGAAAGCGGAGGCGGAGUUUUUAGCGGAGAAAAGGAGGACACAGAGGAGGGCGGAGAGAGCGAGAGCAAGCCGGUGUUGCAGCAGCAGCAGGGAGGCGGUGGGGUGCUGCAAGCUAUUGGUGAAACUCUGGUUGGAAUAGGGAAGACUACAACAGAUUUUGUUGCUGGUGGGAAUAAGCAAUCUCAAACUGGUUAUCAACAGGGAAGUGAAAAAAGGGAGUAG
Messenger RNA from Solanum stenotomum, 1467 nucleotides. Its product is annotated as seed biotin-containing protein SBP65-like. Lineage: Eukaryota; Viridiplantae; Streptophyta; Magnoliopsida; Solanales; Solanaceae. The transcript is spliced from 4 exons. The record is from RefSeq and is a predicted model, not a curated record. Bases 1 to 1467 code for a protein of 488 amino acids.